Misgurnus anguillicaudatus (oriental weatherfish) is the source of this 3587-nucleotide messenger RNA. NCBI's taxonomy places the organism in Eukaryota, Metazoa, Chordata, Actinopteri, Cypriniformes, Cobitidae. The record is from RefSeq and is a predicted model, not a curated record.
UCCUGUCACGCAUUACCGGCGACGUAGGAUGCGCGAAUUCAUGGAGGAAUAAUUUUGCGUUGCCUAGUAUAUUUAUUUCCCACCAUGUCAGCGGGCAUGAGGCUCGUGAACUUGCACAGACUUUGCCACCGAUAUUUUAGAGCUACACGGCCGGUUGUAGCGAGUUUGUAUCACACGCAGCGUGGAGUUUAUGGGUACCGACCGAAAGAAAAUCAGGAUAAAGACGCUGAUCUUCAGCAACUCUCCGCGCUCAACCAAGAUCACGGCCUGGCGCGAUUGGUGGAGGCCUACAGAGCACAUGGACACAAAGUGGCUAAAAUUAACCCGUUACUUCCUAAAGCUCCUGUCCUGGAGAGCGUGCCAGAGAUCAGUAUUCUACAUGGAAGUAUCAAAGGACUACUCAACACUACUGGAUUGCGGCAUUUUGGGAAAUCUGAGGCGACCGCUGAAGAGGUCGUGUCCUACCUGGAGAGAACAUACUGUGGGGGAAUCUCAGUGGAAACCAGUCAGCUUCAGACCUUACAGGAAAGGGAGUGGGUUGCUGACCGCUUUGAAGAGCUCAAGAAAGAAACUUUCUCUCCAGAGGAGAGGAGACAGCUGGCCAAACUGAUGCUUGAAUCGCAGGAAUUCGACCACUUUUUAGCAACUAAGUUUGCCACUGUGAAACGUUAUGGAGGCGAAGGAGCAGAGAGCACGAUGGGAUUUUUCUACGAGCUGUUUCGCUCUGCGGUGUACAGUGGAGUGACAGAUGUUAUCAUGGGCAUGCCUCACCGCGGACGCCUCAACCUGCUCACUGGACUACUGCAAUUCCCUCCAGAGCUGAUGUUUCGUAAGAUGAGAGGUCUCAGCGAGUUUCCAGAGAAUUCUCCCUCUAUCGGAGACGUGCUCUCUCAUUUGACCUCUACGGUGGAGCUGGAUUUCGGAGCGGGACACCCUCUCCAUGUCACUAUGUUACCCAACCCCUCCCACUUGGAGGCGAUCAACCCCGUCACACAGGGAAAGACUCGUGCCCGACAGCAAGUCAAACAGGAUGGGGACUACUCCAGUGAUCCUCACUCACAGCCAGGGGACAAAGUCAUAUGCCUGCAGGUUCACGGUGAUGCUUCAUUUUCAGGCCAAGGCAUUGUAACUGAGACCUUUACCCUGUCAAACCUCCCCCAUUAUAGAGUUGGUGGAAGCAUCCACCUCAUAGUGAACAAUCAGGUGGGCUACACCACUCCCUCUGAGAGGGGGCGAUCAUCUCUCUACUGCAGUGAUGUUGGUAAAAUGGUGGGAUGUGCAAUAAUCCAUGUAAACGGGGACGACGCCGAGGAUGUGCUCAGAGCGACUCGGCUGGCCGUUGAGUACCAGCGACGCUUCAGGAAAGACGUUAUUGUGGAUCUUCUCUGUUACCGUCAGUGGGGUCACAACGAGCUGGACGAGCCAUUUUUUACCAACCCUGCCAUGUAUAAAAUCAUCCGGUCCAGAAACAGUGUCCCAGAUUCGUAUGCAGACCUGCUGAUCUCUGAGGGUCUGAUGACGGAAGAAGAGCGUGGUAAGAUCAAGACCUCCCAUUUCACCAUGCUCAACGACCGGCUGAACAACAUGACCCUCUACACCCCUCCACCAACAAACCUGCAGGGUCGUUGGGGCGACCUGGUGGAGCCGCAGAACAGAGUCACAUCCUGGGACACCGGCGUAGCGCUUCCCCUGCUACAGUUUGUAGGCGCCAAAUCGGUAGACAUACCGGAUGAGAUUCAGCUGCACAGUCACCUAAGGAAGACACAUGUGCAGGCACGGCUCCAGAAACUGGAAGAGGGUACGAAACUGGACUGGUCCACAGCUGAAGCUUUGGCGUUUGGCUCAUUGCUGUGUCAGGGAUUCAACAUCCGUAUCAGCGGUCAGGACGUGGGCCGGGGAACUUUCAGUCAGCGUCACGCUAUGGUUGUAUGUCAGGAGACCAAUGACAUGUAUAUACCCCUCAAUCACAUCAACUCUCAACAGAAAGGUCACUUGGAGGUAUGUAACAGUGCUCUGUCUGAGGAAGCUGUAUUAGGGUUUGAAUAUGGGAUGAGCAUCGCUCUGCCUAAACUGCUGCCAAUUUGGGAAGCUCAGUUUGGAGAUUUUUUCAACGGCGCACAGAUCAUUUUUGAUACUUUUCUGUCUGGAGGUGAGGCUAAAUGGCUUCUGCAGAGCGGACUGGUGAUCUUAUUACCACAUGGGUAUGAUGGGGCCGGACCCGAGCACUCGUCCUGCCGAAUCGAGCGUUUCUUACAGCUCUGUGAUAGUAAAGAGGAAGGUGUGGAUGGUGACACUGUGAAUAUGGCGGUUGUGAACCCGACCCUACCGGCACAAUACUUCCAUCUCUUGCGAAGACAAAUGAUUAGAAACUUCCGGAAACCGCUGAUUGUGGCCUCUCCUAAAACUUUGUUGCGGUUCUCUGGGGCAGUGUCAAGCUUAGCUGAUAUGGGACCGGGAACUUCAUUCAAGCCUGUCAUUGGUGAUUCCUCUGUAGACCCAACAAGUGUUCAGAGGGUUCUGGUGUGUUCAGGUAAACAUUACUACGGUCUGCUGAAACACAGAGAAACGUUACCAGAAGCAGUGAAAAACACGGCUAUUGUCAGGGUGGAGGAACUGUGUCCCUUUCCCACAGAUGCUCUACAACAGGAACUCAACAAAUACAAAAACGCCAAAGAGUUUAUCUGGAGUCAAGAGGAACCACAGAACAUGGGUUGUUGGUCAUUUGUCGCACCAAGAUUCGAAAAACAGCUGGCUUGCAAGUUGAAGUUAGUGAGCCGACCUGCACUGCCAGCCCCCGCCGUGGGCAUCGGGACUCUCCACCACCAGCAACAUGAAGCCAUCCUGAACUCUUCCUUCUCCUGAUAGGACAGAUCCUACAACCAUAAACCAAAACAAUCUUUUGCUACGAAGGCUAUCAAUACACUAAAAGAUUACCUAAACACUAAUUGUUCAGGCAACAAAGACAUUUUGCAGGUACCCACUGGAGAACAAUGUUUACCAAACAUUUCUUACCAAUAUCCAAAUUGGUGUAUACCCAAUACUCUUUUAUGAUGGAUGAUUUGGACUAGUCUGUAGCAGCAAUACAGAAGCAAAAAUGUAAAGCAUAGACUGUAUACUAGUGUACAGUGUGUAUGAAUUUUUAAAGCACUUUUAAGUCAAUUAGAUACAUGCAGGAGCACUGUCUUUUAAACUGUAGAUAGACUCUGGUUUUAAACCAUUAAGUGUUACAGAAGUUAUAGUUUGACAAAGACACAAAGUUUGGCACGUGAUCAAAACUUUAAUGCAUUAAAUGUUGUUUGAAUGCAAGUCAUUGAUGGCUGCAGGAUUUAUUGACUCCUAUCAGAUGAAUGUCGGUACAUCAGUAAUGUUUACAACACAAAAUAUUAAGCACAAAGUGACUCAUAACAUACAGGAUGGUAUUACAAACAGUAAUAGUUGUAUAUCAGUAAGUAGUGUAGUGUAUAGAUGACAUACCCAUCUAAGACCUUUAUUUUCUGUGAAAUUCAGUAGUGAUACUGGGUGGAUAAAGCUGAAUUUGUAUUUCACUCAUUCAUUCUAAUGGAAAAAAUAAAAUUCAAUGAUUUAAA